Messenger RNA from Heteronotia binoei (common prickly gecko), 1106 nucleotides. It is a transcript of the gene ANKRD45, whose product is annotated as ankyrin repeat domain 45. The record is from RefSeq and is a predicted model, not a curated record. The transcript is spliced from 6 exons. The coding region runs from base 23 to 769 and encodes 248 amino acids. NCBI's taxonomy places the organism in Eukaryota, Metazoa, Chordata, Lepidosauria, Squamata, Gekkonidae. Gene Ontology annotation, molecular function: protein binding.
UUCUCAGAUUGUUUGGAAAGAAAUGGAACUGGUAGAAGAGAAAGAGUCAUCAGGCUCAGUGGAAGCAAGCACACUUGAAGAUUCAGGGCCUCAAGAGGAACCAGUAAUUUCCAACCCUCUCCUGAAGGCUGCUUUGACUGGGAACGUAGAAGGGGUACAACAGAUUUUUGAUGACCCAGAAGAUCCUGAUCAUGAAAAGGCCGCGGAGUUACUGAUGGAAAAGGAUAUCGUAGGGAGGGAUCUGCUCUAUACAACUUGCAUGGCUGGGCAGAGCGAUGUUAUUCGGACAUUGGCAAAAUGUGGGGUGGACCUAAAGGAUAAGACAGCCAGAGGUUAUUCUCUCCUCCAUUGUGCUGCUGCCUGGGGCCAACUGGAAACUUUGAAAACUCUUGUAGAACUGGACGCUGACAUAUAUGCAACAACCUUUCGGGGUGAAAAGGCUAGAGAUAUUGCUUUCCGGUAUGAACAGACGGAGUGUGUUGACUUCUUGGACUGGGCAGAAGCUAAACAAAACUUAAGACUGUUUAUCGCUCAAAUCCAGGCAACAAUUACAGAUCCUGAGAAGGUUCAGGGAAGGCUUAAUAAAGAAGACAAGAGCACAUCUCACAAGGCCUGCCAGGCCAAAACAGAUUGGCUUGAAAAUACUAAGGAACCUACCAUGCAAGACUUCCUGGAUCAAAAGCAGCAGCUAGAGGAUAUCAUGCUUCCCAUCUUUACAAAACUGGCUACUCCCCGUGGGCAAGACUCCGUCUCCAGCAGAAAAGCUUGAAUUCCUCCAGGCUACACAAUGGAGCAGGAAAAACCUGGAGUCCUUUAUCUAAAGAAGAGUCUUUAAAAAGAAAUGCACGCACUACAGUUUUGUUGCCAGAGACAACUAUCAAAUCCUUACAUGACUCUCCUGGCAGCAUGCAGCAAAAGUUCUUGUUUCUUCACGGAAGUGGUGCAGCAAGGCUGAAGAGGUUAACUUCUCACCGAGAGUUAGUAACUUUGGACCUGAUCCAGCUGGGUACAUCUCAUACCCCCGUGGCAGAAGAGAGGCUCCUGCAGGGGCCGUUCAGUCAAGUUGCACAAUUUCAUCCUAGCAGACCUUGUCUUGGUAAUAAAGC